This is a messenger RNA of Pangasianodon hypophthalmus (striped catfish), 3242 nucleotides long. It is a transcript of the gene gdap1, whose product is annotated as ganglioside induced differentiation associated protein 1. Bases 215 to 1294 code for a protein of 359 amino acids. Gene Ontology annotation, biological process: mitochondrial fission; mitochondrial fusion. The transcript is spliced from 6 exons. Gene Ontology annotation, cellular component: mitochondrial outer membrane. The record is from RefSeq and is a predicted model, not a curated record. Lineage: Eukaryota; Metazoa; Chordata; Actinopteri; Siluriformes; Pangasiidae.
CGCUCUAAUGGGAGCAAUAACGUUAACUUUUAACAAUAUUGUAAAUAUAUAAAAAAAAAAAUAGAGCUUAAAAACUGCAUAUUAUAUCUAAAAAAAAAUCCCUCAUGAUUUUACCUGUUAAUAAAAACUGAAUAUUGUAACAGCGUCUCCGCUGCUUGUGUACUUUUGUUGUAAGACUCCGUUAGAGGUUCUUUCCCUUGUAUUGACAUUUAAAAUGGCGGCGCAGGACGAGAAGGAGUCUCUCCUCCAGGAAGAGACAGGUGCAGAGAUGCUGAAAGGCAGCGAGGGAAAAAUAGAGAGCACCAAAAAGAAAGAGUCGGAACUGGUUCUGUAUCACUGGACCCAGUCAUUUAGUUCACAGAAGGUGAGGCUGGCCAUAGCUGAGAAGGGUUUGCAGUGUAAGGAGUAUGAUGUGAGCUUGCCUCUGAGUGAACACAAUGAGCCAUGGUUCAUGCGUCUAAACCCAGCCGGCGAGGUUCCUGUUCUGGUGCAUGAUGAUCGUGUCAUCUGUGACCCAAUUCAGAUCAUGGAUUACUUAGAGGAAACUUUCAGUGAUGAGAAAACUCCAAAGCUGAUUCCAGAGACAGGGAGUACAUAUUAUCACAGAGUGCAGCAUUAUCGUGAGCUGCUGGACUCACUGCCCAUGGAUGCUUACACACAUGGCUGCAUUCUCCAUCCUGAGCUCACUGUGGACUCUCAUAUCCCGGCCUACGCCAACACACGCAUCCGCGCGCAAAUCGGGAACACGGAAUCUGAGCUGAAGAAACUGGCAGAAGAAAACCCAGAGCUUAAAGAUGCUUAUAUCUCAAAACAGAGGCGCCUAAAAACAAAGCUGUUUGAUCACGACAAUGUGAAAUAUCUGAAGAAGAUUCUGGAUGAGCUGGAGAAAGUUAUGGAUCAGGUGGAGACCGAGCUGCAGAGGAGAGCAGAGGAGACACCAGAUGAAGGAACUCAGCAGUCGUGGCUGUGCGGCGAGUUUUUCAGCAUGGCCGAUGUUUCUCUCGCCGUCACGCUCCAUCGGCUCAAGUUCCUCGGCCUCUCGCGUCGUUACUGGGGCAACGGCACGCGGCUCAACCUGGAGUCAUACUACGAGCGCGUCCUGGAGCGCCCUACAUUCCGCAGGGUCCUCGGACACGUCAACAACAUCCUCAUAUCAGCCGUGUUACCAACUGCUUUCAGAGUGGCCAGGAAAAGAGCACCCACCUUCAUAGGCACCACAGUGUUAAUUGGAUUAUUAGGAGGUGCAACUUAUUUUGCUUUUCUUUAUUUUAAAAAGCGCCUGCUUGUGUCCUGAAGUAGCCAUAGUCAUUUUCAUGGCCUCAUCUUUUUUUUUUUUAUUAUUUUUUUUUUUUUUUUACAUUUAGUAAAGCCUAUGCAUAUAUACUGUAAUUUCUGGACUAGAGGAGAUGGGUUGAGGGAUUGUACAGCAAAAUGAUGUGUAUGUGACAUUAUUAUGAUUGUAAUAUUCAUUUGUUAAUCAUAAAUAUUCUCAUUGAGAUACUCACCAUAUACUUGAAUUAAUUUUCACAAUUUUCAAAGAUUUUACAAAAUGUGACAGAAUCUAUCAAUUUAGUGUUUUUAGUGUUUUUCUCCCUAACACAAUACUUUUUUCAGUUUCUGAUGACAUGCUGGUGAACUGUUAAGGGUUAACCAUGCUAUUUAAAAAUGGUUCUCAAAGCUAACAAGCUGAAAAAGAAAAAUCAUUACUUAGAAAUGUGUUGUAGCACUUGGGCAAAACCUGACAUAUUGAGAUAAUGUAAAAAGUUAGCUACUAAAUAGUAAAAUGGUAUAAAGUAUCACCUAGCCCAGGCUCAACUAAACUUGUUCAUAUAACUUGUCUAAUUUAGUAUGCUCCAUGUUUGCAGAGAUCAUUGGUUGGCUAACUUAGCUAGCUAGCGAAAUUGGUAGUAACCUUGUGUUAGCAGGAGGUUUUUACUUUCAUACAAGUGAGUGUGAGUCAGAUUUGAAGCUCAGAUAAAGAUCAGGCCUUAGGAACAGCCUGGUGAGGGUCACAGUCUUCUAAAUUAAGCUACUAGUUUGUUUAUAUUUUGGGAAAUAGACCCCACUAAAUUAUAAAUAUGAUACCAAAGACGGAAUUAAAAACAGUCCCACACACGUGUCUCGAGUGAUAUAGCUGAGGUUGAGGAACUGUCAGAGCUAGAAUUCGCCCAUUCCCAUGUUAAUGAGGUUUUUAUUAUAGCACUGCCACACAAGCAUUUUCAGUACUUUGUGACUUAUUCAUCAAAGCAAGUGUGUGUGUGUUUAUGUCAAUGAGAUCAUUUGCGUCUCAGGAUUGUUUUAUUGUCCAGAAAAUACAGUCAUUGUGAAAAUAUAUGCACAUUAAGCACUUUUUAAAAUCAUAAGUUAUGUGUAGAAUGUGAUAAACACCCUCUUUAUUCUGUCCUGAAUUUUCCUCAGUGACUAAUGCGCAUUACACUAGUGAGCAUGUGCUGGUAAUCGGCUGUACCCUUACAAUAAAUAUGAUUUGUCAUUGUGCACAUUUCAAAAUAAUGUCACAAAACAUGUAUUAUGUUUGGUUUUAGAUUUUUUAUUCAGAAAGUGUGACAGAAACUUAGGCAGUUCUCAUGGUUUGAAAAUGUAAUAUCAGCACAUUCCUGUUCAGUAUCACAUACAUGGGAGGUUGUUGCAUCUCAUGACUGGUUUAUUUAGUGAAGCUGUGUAUUUAAUUAGGCUUGCAUUCUGUACCAGGAAACAGUGAACAUCCUAGUCAGAUAAAACACUUGGCUUUUCUUUAACUGUGUUGAAUAGAAGUGUUUGAAAACUGUCCUAUACUAUAAUAAAAUAACUCAGUAUGGCAAUGCACUGUGUUUAUAUGCAGAGAUUUUUAUUGAUAUAUACAGUGGAUAUACACACCCCAUUUAAAAUUGUAGGUUUAUGUGAUGUAAAAAAUGAAACCAACAUAAAUCAUGUCAGAUCUUUUUCUCCAUGAUGGCCUUGACUGUGUUCCAUGGUACAUCUAAUGUUUUGGAAAUUAUUUCGUACCCCUGUCCUGAUCCAUACCUAGACGAAACCAAGAAGAUGUCAGGAACAUCCUAUAGAAACAGCUGAUCUUUAUUUAAGGUUAAUCAGAAACAGGUCUAUGAUAAUUACUUUUGAACAUGAGUUUGGAUGUGGUUAAUUCUGAACACAGUAACAUGCCCCAUUACAAAAUGGUGUGCACACUUAUGCAACCAGGUUAUUUUUAUUUUUUUUUAUUUUUUAUGUUUUCCCCAGAAAUCUUU